CGAUCGUCUUCUCCUCUCAGGGCGCUGAUUCAGCACAUGAAGGAGGAACUAAAAUCCUAAAAUCAGCUUCAGAAGUGAAACAAGAUGUCUUUUUUCAAUAAUUCAGAUAAUUCAACUUACUACUAUGAUGACUAUGAUGAUGACUACUACAACAGCAGCAGUACAGAAAAUCCGUGUGAAUUCGGUAACAGCUACAGUGUCAGCCUUGUGGUCGGUCCUUACAUCCACGCCAUCAUCUGCAUCCUGGGCUUAGUGGGGAACGGCCUGGUAAUCCUCACCUACGCCUUCUACAAGAGGACCAAAUCCAUGACGGACGUCUACCUGCUCAACGUGGCCAUCGCUGACCUGCUCUUCGUCCUGGCUCUACCCUUCAUCAUCUACAACGAGCUGUACUCCUGGCCGAUGGGCCAGGUGGCCUGCAAGCUGCUGCGUGGUUCCUACAGCGUCAACCUGUACAGCGGCAUGCUGAUGCUGGCCUGCAUCAGCACCGACCGCUACAUCGCCAUCGUCCAGGCUCGCCGCAGCUUCAGGCUACGCUCGCUGUCAUACAGCCGCGUUAUCUGUGUCCUGAUCUGGCUCUGUGCCGUCCUGGUGUCUGUUCCCACUUUCUACUUCUACCACUGGUACCAGCCAACACAUAGCAUCUAUAUUGGGAUUGAAGAAGAGGAAGAGACUCCAACAGCUCCUCAGUAUGUCUGUGAGAUUAAAUUUCAGAACACUGGGACAGCAAAGAUCUGGAAGAUAGGCGUUCCUAUCAUCCAGCUUUCCAUUGGCUUCUUCCUGCCGUUGCUCAUCAUGAUCUUCUGCUACGCCUCAGUCAUGGUCACCCUGCUGAAAAACAGAAACUUCCAGCAACACAAAGCGGUCCGAGUGGUGCUGGUCGUGGUGCUCGUGUUCAUCCUCUGCCACCUGCCAUACAACAUCGUCCUUUUGUACGACACUGUCAGUUUGUUCGACCAAACUGAUUGUCACAAUGCGGACUCCCUGCAGCGGGCGAUUACUCUGCUGCAGACCUUGGCCUACAUGCACUGCUGCCUGAACCCAGUGCUGUACGCCGCCUUCAGGGUGAAGUUCAGGAACCGCCAUUUCUCCAGUGACACCUCCAAUACCUACAUCUCCAUUGUAGCUACAUUGGUGGACGAUUCCAAUAAAGGCGCGUCUAUUACCAUGUGAUCAGCGUCAGGAGCUGAUUCAGACCUGCAGAUUUCAAAGGAACUUGUUCUAA
Messenger RNA from Fundulus heteroclitus (mummichog), 1225 nucleotides. RefSeq names its product C-C chemokine receptor type 6-like. Lineage: Eukaryota; Metazoa; Chordata; Actinopteri; Cyprinodontiformes; Fundulidae. Gene Ontology annotation, molecular function: chemokine receptor activity. Gene Ontology annotation, biological process: chemotaxis; G protein-coupled receptor signaling pathway; immune response. Bases 85 to 1173 code for a protein of 362 amino acids. The transcript has 2 exons. The record is from RefSeq and is a predicted model, not a curated record. Gene Ontology annotation, cellular component: membrane.